CGUCACUGCUGUCCUGGACCAAGUUUCCCUCUUUGCCUUUCCGCCUCUCAUCCAACGACCAGUAGCUGCCGUCCCACGCGGCACAUGAAGCAUAUAUGGGAAAGACAACCUACCUCUAGCUAGCAAUGUAGUAUCUUCCCCAAUACAACACCUGCCUCGUUCCUCUCAAUAUCACCUUCCAUCCCAGUCGCCAACUCCAGUUCCAGAACUGAGAAUGAACGUGGGCAAAAUGAAAACCAGCUGGUACAUUUUCUUGUGUUGCCUAUCUUUCGCAAUGGCGCUGAAUCUGACAGCCAAGCGGCCUUUGAGAUGCAUCAUGUACUACACCGGUCAACAUCCAGUCACGCCUCCAAUCGAUCAAUUAAAGCACGUUACCCAUGUUGCUGUUGCCUUCAUGAGUCCCGGGGUCUUCAACGAGCCGGGCCGGAUGGAUUGGCCCUUGUGGACCACAGUGGAAGAUGUCAGGAAGAAAUUCCCCAAGGAGGCAAAGGUGCUGAUCGCAAUUGGCGGUUGGGGCGAUACUAUCGGCUUUUCAGUGGCCGCUCUCUCAGACGAGACACGGAAAACAUUUGCUGAGAAUGUGGCAAGCAUGGUGAGGGUGACUGAGGCUGAUGGUGUCGAUAUCGAUUGGGAAUAUCCAGGAGGCAACGGUGAAGAUUACAAACAGGUUCCCAACACAUCGAAAUCCUGGGAAAUUCAGGCCUAUCCCCUUCUCCUUGCCGAAUUGCGAGCUGCCUUGGGACCAAACGUCAUCAUCUCGGCAGCUGUACCGGGCCUCGAACGCGACAUGCUUGCUUUUACCAGAGAAACCGUCCCUAGAAUCAUGAGGCACCUUGACUUUCUCAAUGUCAUGACUUAUGAUCUGAUGAACCGUCGUGACACCGUGACGAAGCACCACACCGGCAUAGACCUCAGUCUCAAGGCUCUCGACGCCUACAUCGCAGCCGGAGCCGCACCCCAGGAGCUCAACCUGGGCUUUGCGUUUUACGUGAAGUAUUUCCGCACCCUACACGAAAAGUGUCUGGAUGAUCCGAUUGGGUGUCCUACCGUCCUUCUUGAGGAUCCGUCAACCGGCGCGGAUCUUGGACAGGCGGGGGCAUUUUCAUGGCACGAUGCUGUGCCUGAGGAUGUGGCAAAUUCCUUUACAAGGGCGAUCGGUAAGGGGAGGUAUGAUGGGAAACAGGGAGGGUAUUACUACUGGGAUGAAGAGGAGGAUAUUUGGUGGACCUUCGACACGGCCGAGGCCAUCAAGAGGAAGCUUCCAGUUCUCGUGGACAAGAAGAGACUCGGAGGAGUGUUUGCUUGGGGCCUAGGAGAGGAUGCGCCUGUUUACGAGCGCUUGGCGGCCGUCAAUGAGGAGUUGGAUAAACGAUUGGAAAUCAAGGAUGAGCUUUAAGUUCGGUAUCCUGAAGAUACGAGAAUGGGGACGCUGAUUGUCAUUCUGGCUGAUGAGACUAUUUUAAAACCCAAUUGCUCAAGAAAAGCGCAUUAUGUCGCGCUGGAUGACAAUGAACCUGCCUUCCGCUAAACGCUCGGCUUCCAUUCACAGAGGCUCCAUCCACAACAUGUUGUGACUCUUCAUCUCCCUGGUACUCAUGAUCUUCGAUAUCAGUACUCGGGUCGGAACCACGGCGUGCGUCGAAAGUGUGAUAGUUCACAUGUUCAUUCUGGUGAAGUGGCAACGGGGGCUCCACAUGAUCUUUGUUGUUGUUAUCUCUGGGCCAGUUUGGCACGGGUGGAAUAACAGGCAUCAAACUGCCUCGAACGACGGUAUCCUGCCGUUUAUUUUUCAAAUUAGCAGAGAUCAAGCAAGGAGAGGGAAAAUCGAAACGUACGGCCAAGAAGGGGUCCUCUGAGAGGAUGUCAACAGAGCGAACUAUCCUGCUAUGGUCGGAUUCAUGGUCGGAAGAAGAGGUGGAUAAAGCAAUGGAAGUAGAGCAGGAGGCAGAUUCAGAAGGUGACUGCAUCUUUUUUAGCAGCUUCUAGUUGCGAGGUCACGGUUCACCUGUUCUUGUAUGGGUGAUGUAUUGAAUGUUUGUAGUUUGGGUGAGAUAAUGGCAAUGGGUGAUUUCAAAAGAACCGAGGUGCUCUGUUGCACAGACCGGCAACGCAAAAAGCAACAGUCAUAAAGAGUGGAUGAAUUACAAUAAACAGAGCAUGUUGUGUUUGGAAGACAACAGGUCUCUGACAAAAGAAGCACCUGCACACCCACAUAAACCCAACACCGC
Podospora pseudocomata is the source of this 2228-nucleotide messenger RNA. RefSeq lists its product as uncharacterized. Gene Ontology annotation, molecular function: chitin binding; chitinase activity. Gene Ontology annotation, biological process: carbohydrate metabolic process; chitin catabolic process. The transcript has 4 exons. Gene Ontology annotation, cellular component: extracellular region. The record is from RefSeq and is a predicted model, not a curated record. Bases 215 to 1396 code for a protein of 393 amino acids. Lineage: Eukaryota; Fungi; Ascomycota; Sordariomycetes; Sordariales; Podosporaceae.